AUGGACGGCGACGUUCAACCAUCCGAGAAGAUUGUGGACGAAAUGCAAGCAGACGGGACCGAAGUCCGGAAAGAUGCUGAGCAGCAACAGCUCCACGAGACGCAGCCUUUUGGGGGCACUAUUCAGAUCCUCGACGCCCAGCAAUCCCCGCAGAAGCAGACUCAUGGGCGCCUGCAGCAGUACACUGAGCUGUCCGAAGCCAUCCUCCCUGAUGGAGACUUGUACGUCAUUCUUCUGAACUCUCAGAACUCGAUGCUCGCCGGCUUCCGGGUAUCCUCUCAGAUCUGUCGGGUCGCCUCGACGGCCUUUGCGAAACAAAUCGAUGCAGAGUUCAGCAUACAAGAUGAUUGCAAGGUCAUCUUCAUCCGUCUCUCCCCUGGGUCCUCGCGGAUCGAUAGAAAAGCCCUUCGAUGCAUACUUUCAGUCUUGCACUACACCAACAUUGAUCAGUACGAAGAACUCCCAGUCGAAGACCUUCUACGAGUCUCGCAAACCAAUCUCUCUUUGAAGUGCAACAAGGCGCUUGUACCUUGGAUCGGUACUUGGUGUCGCAAAGUCCUCCAGACCAUCAUCGACAGCGAACAGCCAACCACAGUGGACCUCGGAAUGUUAUUGAAGUCAGCAGACAACUUUGAAGCCAAAGACGAACUCGUUAAGCUGAAGCAAUUUGCUGUUCACAACCUUCCCCUUAUGUUCCGAGAUAUCUGGGGCGAGAACCUACCCCUCGUGACAUUACAUGAGUGCAAAUCUCUCGAUGGGCUCUUUGUCCACAUCAACGAUCUAUUUGUUCGCGUUUUCCAUCGCAUCCGGUCACUAGAGGGCCCCCUGGAGACUCGGAACGAAGCAUACCUCACCAACCGUCGGAUCUGCCUUAGUUGCAGCCGACGGCACCCAUCCGGCACCAAGGAAUGCCACCGUUGUCGCAACAAAUUACUGCACGAUGAAAUCUGCACGAAAAGCUCUCGUAUCGGCGAGUAUUUCAGCAUCCUCAAACUUCACCGGCUAUGGCCUGACGAUGUCAUGACACAGAAGGACACCACAAUUUCGACGAUUGCUCAGCGUGUCACCGAUAUGACUAGCAAAAUCCCGCAUACUUGCAGCCGGGGCAUGAAAUGCCCCCUGAUUGUCCACCUCAACGCUCUACGAGCCAAUCUAGAGAAGAUUGUGGACGGAUGUGCUGGAGGCGAAACCUCGGAUACCCGGAAGAAACUCGAAAAGAUGAACGCUGCCGACUACAAGAAGAACAGCCAUAUGGUAGAAGGCGGCCAUGCUACUGCCGAGGUGGAGGCUCUUACCAUGGACUGA
Messenger RNA from Colletotrichum orchidophilum, 1305 nucleotides. RefSeq lists its product as uncharacterized. Lineage: Eukaryota; Fungi; Ascomycota; Sordariomycetes; Glomerellales; Glomerellaceae. The record is from RefSeq and is a predicted model, not a curated record. The transcript is spliced from 2 exons. Bases 1 to 1305 code for a protein of 434 amino acids.